UCUUACUUGGUUUUCUUUGAAAAGAUUGCCUUACUUUAUUAGACCUUGUAGGUCCGUUGCAUAAAACAGAAAAUAUUGGAUUUGUAUAUAUCAUAAUUAACGACAGGUAUAAAGCCUUUAAAGGUAAGGGUUUGCGAAAUGUACAUAUUCGUUACGGUACUAUAUCGAUAGAUGUUAAAAGUUGAGAAUUUUUAAACAUCCUCCUAGUUAAUCAUAAGCAACUUUAUUUUUUCAUUCGGCAUGUAUAUACCUGAGAACCGAUCUUGCCCACUUUCAGUAUUAAUGACGAAACAAAGCGUUGAAUUUCUUGCUAUUCAGUUUGAUUUUAUAUUCCGUGUCGCGAAAACUUCGCGGUUUAUGUUGAUCAAAUUUAAAAAAAAAAUCUAUUGGAUGCUUUUCAGCCCCAUAGUUACAAUCAUAUCAUAUAAUAACCCGAUAUUUGGUUAUAGAGAAGAUCUCUUCAGGACUUGAUAAAAAAAAAAAAUACUGAGAUGCAAACAUAAUAAGUCUGAUAGCAUGCGUUGAUGUAUAGGUUUGAUGCUUUUACAAAAAUUAAAAGAUUUACUAAAUUAAUCUGUUCAAGUUUUGUUUUACCUUUAACAUAACAUGACUUAGGGAGGAGCAUAAAUUUUGAUAACAAUUAAAAAUCAUUAGGGAUAGAGUUCGGGGUUUGUUGUUCUUUUUUCUUUUGUACAAUGGUGGACUUGUGCUAUGGACUCGAGUUGGUGUUGUUGUGUUAAAGCAACCCUCAAAUCGUAAAUUGUUGCGGUAGGAAAUUAAGAAGCGACUGCAUUUGCACUAUUACAAUCGAUGAGCAUUAACAACGUUAACGAUAACAGUAAGCCAGUUAAGGGUAGUUUCUCGGUCUUUUUUUUAAGGCAAUGCCAGGUAAGUAGUAGUAUCACACGAAGGGUAGAUAUAUAAACUCAAACCUUUGCACAAGAGAGUCUCAGUUAUAUUUUGUUUGCGAUCGUUAACAUAACUUUGUAGAAGGAAGAAAUAUUUUACAUUAAGCAAAAAUGUCGCGUUCAUUUUUAGUGGAUUCAUUAUUAAGUGAUAACAUAUCAAAACUUGAUCGUAAAAAAGAGACUCUAAGCUCACCUGGGAUGGCGAGAGCUGCGGUCACUCAUCCAACGACAGCACAAGCAGCAGCCGCUGCUGCAGCCGCGGCUAUGUUGCCCAAUUUCCCUAUAUUAUCCUACCCGGGCGGUUAUGUAGGCAGCUAUUUGUUUUCUCUAACUUUGCAACAUCAGCAACAACAAGAUGCUGCUGCUGCCGCCGCCGCAUUCCAAUCACAGUCUUAUAAUCAACAACAUCAUUCCUGCAACAAUUUAUAUUCUCAUAAACGUAAAUAUUAUUCCGUUUUAAAUAACGUCCCUGGCGGAGUGCCCACACCAACUGUUGACCCAAUAUUACCGCCCAUAUUUCCACAAUCUGAAACGGUUUAUCGUACACCGCCUUCAUUAUACAGCUCUGCUCCAGAAUAUUCGCACAGUGAGGAUUCCAUUACUAGUAAACGAUUUAAAUACAAUUCAUCUUGUUCGCCGGGAAGUUCACCGCUCAAAAAUCAAGCGUCUUGUUCACCAUCGAUCGGGGAAACACCCAAUCCCAGAACGACCAACAUUUCAAUGGACAUUACUCCCGUAGUUUCUGAUUAUGCUGAUUCAAGUAAACGUAUACGCACAGCUUUCUCAAGUUCGCAGCUAUUGGAGCUGGAACGUGAGUUCUCGAUAAAUUCUUAUCUCUCUCGCCUUAGACGCAUAGGAAUAGCUAAUCGCCUGCGUCUUUCGGAGAAACAAGUAAAAAUCUGGUUUCAAAAUCGUCGCGUUAAACAAAAAAAAGGAGAUUCCGCUUCACCCAUAUUUAAUCGAUCGAGCAAUACGGAAUCAGUGAGCCCUUCAUCAUCUCAAAAUUAUUCCAGCCCAGCCGAAUCACCUACGCAACAGCGUCUUGCAAAUGAUUGUUAUUCGGGUAACUGCGUAGAACCGUGUUCCAUUAAACAAGAAAAUUAA
Messenger RNA from Glossina fuscipes, 2012 nucleotides. Its product is annotated as homeobox protein Hox-B4. Gene Ontology annotation, biological process: regulation of transcription by RNA polymerase II. The transcript has a single exon. Gene Ontology annotation, cellular component: nucleus. Bases 1020 to 2012 code for a protein of 330 amino acids. NCBI's taxonomy places the organism in Eukaryota, Metazoa, Arthropoda, Insecta, Diptera, Glossinidae. The record is from RefSeq and is a predicted model, not a curated record. Gene Ontology annotation, molecular function: RNA polymerase II cis-regulatory region sequence-specific DNA binding; DNA-binding transcription factor activity, RNA polymerase II-specific.